Messenger RNA from Suillus subalutaceus, 1008 nucleotides. RefSeq lists its product as uncharacterized. Gene Ontology annotation, molecular function: protein dimerization activity. The transcript has 5 exons. Lineage: Eukaryota; Fungi; Basidiomycota; Agaricomycetes; Boletales; Suillaceae. Bases 1 to 1008 code for a protein of 335 amino acids. The record is from RefSeq and is a predicted model, not a curated record.
AUGCAGAUCAUGCAAAGAAGACAGCGAGAGCAAGUGAAAAUAACGACGACCCACACCACGAAAACUCGUGAGCAACUUCAAGAUGGACCAGCUGACUGCUACCUUGCUGCCCUAUGUUUGGAUCCUCACUAUGUGCGCAGUGCGAUCCUUCAUAAUCCGCUCUCUCUCAAAAUCAAGCCCCGUCGAAUCUCUGAGUUAGGUUCAGCAUCGGACGAAGAUGUCCUCAAGUCACCUACCUAUCAACGCGUUACCAAGUACCUCAAAGUCGUGCUCGAAGCUGAAUUCAAGUCUCAGCAUAACCCAGUCCUCAAGGGUAAAACAGCGACAUUUGUCCGGGAAUCAUUCGUCCGUCAAUUUGAGCGCUACGUGAAAGGACAGUAUCCUUUCGAUACACCUUUGGAGGAAGGGCAGAACACGCUCUCAUACUGGAUUCAUUUAACGAAAAUUUCGGAAGGGUCCGUGCUUGCGUGCAUGGCCCAAAAGCUCUACUCGAUCAAGGCAUCCUCCAUACCAGAAGAACGUACCAUGUCUGUGUUCACGAAGAUGAACACGCCUGCAAGAAAUCGUCAACAAGUCCGCACCCUCGUUGAUAUGACGCAAAUUCGGCAGUGGCACAUGUAUGAUCCUGAGAAAAUCGCAGAAAGACGGCGGCCUGAUGUUGCAUUCUGUGACAUCGAGUCUUUAAUUUCUGCACCUACUAAGUCCCCUGUGGACCGGACAGAAAAGCAUGGAUCAACAGGGAGCUAUUCAUCCGUGGACACCGCUGACGGAGAGGAAGAGGUGCUUGAUGAAGAAUACACUUGGCUGGAUGAGGUGGUCGCAUCCGUGCAAGCUCAAGAUUCAGCCUUCGACGUUGAGGCCGAAGUGGAUAUCCAUGCACCAAUUGUGACAAGGAUCUUGUCAGAUGAACGCGAGAGUGUACCUGACCAGGAUCUAGAGAAUGAUGGCCGUAGUACUGACGGCACUAGUGACUUGGAGGAUGCGGACGCCGAGUGGGCCAACUGGUAG